Molecule: messenger RNA, 240 nt
Organism: Cordyceps fumosorosea ARSEF 2679
Lineage: Eukaryota; Fungi; Ascomycota; Sordariomycetes; Hypocreales; Cordycipitaceae
Product: metallothionein-I transcription activator
Exons: 2
Coding region: 1-240 (79 amino acids)
Biological process (GO): DNA-templated transcription
Cellular component (GO): RNA polymerase II, core complex; RNA polymerase III complex; RNA polymerase I complex
Molecular function (GO): DNA binding; DNA-directed RNA polymerase activity; zinc ion binding
Source: RefSeq, a predicted model, not a curated record
AUGCCUCGCGAAGAGUACCAGGUCCCCACGGCCUCGGCCUCGGCCGGCGCCGUCGCCUCCCGCGGCGCCACCCACGACGUCGGCCGCCACGAGACGCGCUCCGUCAUGACCUACCUCUGCGGCGACUGCGGCGGCCACGUCUCCCUCGGCAAGGAUGCCGUCGUCGCGUGCCCGCACUGCGCGGGCCGCGUGCUCUACAAGGAGCGCACGAAGCGUUUGGUUCAGUUUGAGGCGCGGUAG